This is a messenger RNA of Apis laboriosa (Himalayan honeybee), 5527 nucleotides long. Its product is annotated as mastermind-like domain-containing protein 1. The record is from RefSeq and is a predicted model, not a curated record. Gene Ontology annotation, molecular function: transcription cis-regulatory region binding. The transcript has 7 exons. Gene Ontology annotation, cellular component: nucleus. The coding region runs from base 233 to 3991 and encodes 1252 amino acids. Lineage: Eukaryota; Metazoa; Arthropoda; Insecta; Hymenoptera; Apidae. Gene Ontology annotation, biological process: regulation of transcription by RNA polymerase II.
UGUAUCCGUGACGUCACAUAAUUAGAGUAAAUACAAAGUAGUCUUGAUGGGACAGCGGCGUGCGCCGCACCGUGAGUCGCUGGUCCGCGCGCGUCAAACCUAUAUCGUUUCGAUACACGCACACCGCGUUUGUGUAGCUCGUGAUAUAUUGCGCUAUGUGCCGUCAGUGUGUGUGUACCAAAGGAUCCUAGAUGACUGUGGGAAUAGUAAGUGACACUCGUGCAGCAAAGAAAUGGAAAAGAUAGAGUUAUUGGGCGGUGCUUGCUUCAGCCACGGCCCGUACACGUUCUACAAAGCGGUUAGAAUAGGAAAUGGUCGUGUACUUCGUCUCGGAAGCUUCUUCCUCACGAAAUUGUGGAGUGAUGCCGAUCUUGUCAGCAUCGGGGAACUUCAGCUGUUGUGGAUGGACAGCCGGGGACCGAAUCAACCUCUGGCAUCGUUGCGGUUGUACUUCUUGCCGGAGAACACCCCGGAUGGCCGAAGGGACACGCAUGGAGAGGACGAAGUGCUGACAAUAUCUGAAAAGGUUGUGGUGCGUGUUCAUGAUCUCGUUACGUGGUUAUCGCCUGCAUUGGAAUGGUCAUGGGGUCGGGAAGUAUCUUACCCACCGACCCCAACGUCGUCUCCGGAGAAUAGCCCGUUAAGGUAUGAGAUACCUCAACCGCAGGUGCUCACCGAUCCUGGCAUUGAUUUUUCGGACGUCGAUAAGCAACAGAAGGAGUACGAAAGCAAUCACAACACGCGAAAAUCGGACUAUAGUUCUCAAACGAAAGUGGUGGUGCUCUCGUAUCCCAGGUAUUGCCGAUAUCGAGCACUCUUACGUAGGCUCGAAGGCGCCGAACCGUCCUGGCUUUGCUCAUCCAUAGCAGCCGCACUGGGUGGAUUCACCGCCACACCGGGUACAAGGAUACUCUUCUGUAGAGAUACCUUUGACUAUCCGGAUCUUGAAACUCACGAACUCCUCUGCAAUCAUUUAGCACCAAAAUUGAAAGGAAGGCCGAGGAGGAAACGUAAAAAGCGCAGCGCAUCGCCCGGUGAAUCGAGUAAUGAAAGUGAAGCUUCCGUUGCAUCCACGUCGAAAAGUGCCCCAGCGAGUUCGAACGUUAUGAUACCGAGCGUUGGUAGACCACCUUCGUCGGUAGUACGGCGAAGCGAGCGGAAGACCAGCGCGGAGGAAAAGAAAUUCAUAACGGACGUGCAGAAUUUCAUGAACUCGCGGGGUACGCCUGUCGGAAAGAUGCCACUGCUGGGCUACAGGCAGAUCGAUCUCUUCCUGUUUUAUACGAAAGUCCAAAUGCUUGGUGGUUAUGAUUCCGUCAGCGCUGGUCGACUCUGGAAGAAUAUCUACGACGAUAUAGGUGGUAAUACAGGAUCUACCAGCGCCGCGACUAUCACUCGACGGCAUUACGAAAGGUUAUUGUUACCAUAUGAGAGGUAUCAAAGAGGCGAAGAAGAAAAAAUUAGACUGACACACGGAAGACGAAGUAAAAGUAGCAGUGUAUCCGAAGAAUCCGAGGACAUUAAGCAAGAAACGAACGAUUCAUAUCCAUCGGAUACGCCUCCCCCUGUAGAAACGAGUCUUACCACUACAAGCCCUCCUUUACAAUCAAUCGUAUCGACAGCGCCGUUCCUGUCGAAUGAAAAACCCAAAACAGAGACUGGAAAGACAUCGUCUCUACGUAGUGUAAGAGUGAAACCAGAACGUCUGAAAUCAUUAAAUACCAUGAUUGCCAAUAGUACACCAUCACCCAGCCAGCAAACCAGCCAACUGCCAAGUCCACCACCUUCUUCUAAUACAUCAAUUUCAACGCCGAGUAGUACACCUUCUACCACACCCACGAAUGGUACUGGAAGUCAAAGCGUGUUAGAGAGGCAGCUAAAUAGCCCUCUUAUAUCGCAACAAGUUCCACCGUCGUGUUCGCCACCGGGUCUUCCGGUAACCACAGUGGUGACGAAUGCCUCUACGGUUGUUACGUUGACGCCGCCGCCCGAGAAGGAUAUGAAAGAGAUCAAAUUAGAUCCCAAGCAAACCAGCUUGCUGGCGCAGGGCAAGGAGAACAUCCCAUUGUUCGGUGAAAAGUCAAUUUUUGCGGAGAAGGCAAUAGUGCCUCCUAGAUCGCCUGAGGUGAUCGAUCUUGAAACGGAAAGCGACACGAGUAGGGAUAAAAUAAUCAUUCCCAGCUUCAAGAAGCGCAAACUCGAAAUACUCCGCGAAGGUGGACUCGAGGUCACUGCCGUUGACUUGGAUACGCGACCGAGCGUUAUUCAAAACAAUUCUCCUGCGCCAGCAACGAUGAAAUCGGAAGAAAAGCCACCGAUAUCGUAUCCUCUUCCAGUCACGCCCAAUUCCAUUCCCAAAUUGAUUUCCGUUACUGUGACACCUGACAUAGGGCAUAUGUUAACAUCCCCUCAAGAACAUCAGCAGCAUCAUCAUCAAGCACGGUUACCAACGCCGACAAAACAACAUCCUGCUCACUACAAUAAUAACAACAACAUCACAAUGAACAACAAUAAUAUGGUGAACAGUCGUGUAAUAAAUCUUGGUACUUCUAACAACGCCGCGUUGCUACAAUUGUACGCAAACGCCAACGUCCCACCACCGGCAUCGUCGGGGUUGCAUCAAGCAAAUCAUCGUUUCGUGCCGCCAACUGUUCCUAACGGUAGGAUAUUUCCGCCCAAGGUGACACAGUCGAGGUCGAUAUUCGCACACAACGAAAAGACGGUUUAUGGAGAUCCAAAAGAAAUUCCUAUCCCUCCAAAAUAUCGUCCCUCGCUGCAUCGUUUGCAGCCGCAUCCGAUGUAUAGUAAUAACGAUCCCGUUUACGGCGGGGUUCUCGACUUAACGCAAAAAUCUAACAAGCCGACGUACCCGAGGCCGAGCUUAGAAAUAGUGAAAGUACCUGUAGUGCCGAGGCCUAAUCCAUUAAACUUGGAGAUGAGGAACUCGUCCACGCUUAAAGAAAAACCAACAGAUUGUUCGAAACGAAGUACCUUCCCUGGUUAUCAGAAUGUACUCGACAGUCGAACCAUGGCUUCGAAUAAUUUAGAAAUUACAAUCGUAAAUCCUAAGCAAAAGAGUAAUCACCUAUGUACACCGGCUCCUGUCCGCGUACCGAGUCCAUCUAGAAAUAAUUCAAUACCUAUGCAAAGAAGACAGCAAUUGAACGGCAAGUAUAUGACAAGGAGUGAACCAAUUUCACCUUAUACACCUAGGAAACCGAGUCAUCCUGUUAUACCGAAUGUACCUAAUCUAAAUCAUCUAAAUAGUGGAAAUUAUACUAGGAUGGCUACGAUCCAACAACAAAAUACGAUCGAUAGGAGAAAAAACUUAGAGAUAGGCGGUAAGGAGCAGCAUCACCAGCAUCAACAUCAUCAGCAUCACCAACACCAGCAGCAUCAUCUUCAUCAACAGCAACAUUUACAUCCUCAUCCUCAUCCUCAUCAACAUCAACAGCAUCAGCAACAACAGCAUCAACAACAUCAACAACAUCAACAACAUCAGCACCAACAUCACCAACAUCAGCAGCAACAGCGUCGAAUCAGCGAGGGCGAUAAAUCAUUAAUCGCUCAACAACAUCAGCAGCAGCACCAGCAGCAGCAGCAGCAACAACAGCAGCAGCAGCAGCAACAACAACAGCAACAACAACAACAACAACAACAACAACAACAACAGGAACCAAGGCAAACCGAAGCUGGAAGAAGACACAGUGUUCCAAGUAUACCUUCUGGUUUCGUACCUGCAGUGCCGCAAAACAAUCCAGCUUACCUUCCGCAACUGCCAAAUACGCCCGGCAAGUUCCUACCGAUUUUAGACCCCAUGUACUAUUCCACAUUCUAUAAUAGUUUAUUCCCCCCGCCGAUUCCGCCCACGGCUGCAACGUCGUUUUUACCGCCGGAAUUUAGUGCAUACUAUAAAGAAUUACUUGCUUCCUCGCAACCAAGACUGGGGAUGGCGGGGCAGCACCAGCCGGCUGCUCCAACGUCUAAGUAGGCAAAUGGGAUCUCAUGUAGGGUUUCCGAUGUGUAGCGAACGUCGGUUUCAUUUCUAAGGACAAAGAUCCGUCGGAUUCCUCGCUUCGAAUUCUAUUUUCAUUGAAAUUACUCGGGAGGACUUCCUCGUAUGUGUCAAUAAAUAAAGACAUUCAAGCGGAAAAAAAAAAAAAUUAAUCAAUGAUAGGGAGAAAAAAAAAAAAUGUGUAUUUAAGUUAUCGUUUAAGGAUUUUUCGAUGAUCAUUUAAAUAUAUUGUAUUUGAAUACCAUUCUAAAUAUUCUAACGAAGGUAGGGGAGACAUAGGAGACAGAAGUUUUUUCGUUCGAAUUAAUAAAAAACGAGAAGAAGUGACUAUCAACGUUCGAACGUGGACGAAUAAAAAUAUAAUGGAUACAGUAAACUAGGUGUGUACAUGCAUAUAUCAUGCAAUAAAUUAGGUAAUAAUUUUUAUAUGUAACAAUAAUAACGAGAUAACUUCAUUGUAAAUGGAAAUCGAUGAAACGAUGUUUCGGUCUUAUUUUAAUUUUUAUAUAUAUUAAUAAUCGAGAGAAUAUUCGAUAUUAAUUAAGGGGGAAAAAAAAAACGAGCGUACUAAAACACUGUGAUAACGAUUAAAAAAAAAAAAAAGGAAAAAAAAAAGAGAAAUGCUGAAACUCAUAUUAGGAACGAAUGAAUGCAGUUGACUCUUUUUCAUACGAUAAUACGAUUUUUUUUCUACGUUUAUUCUUCGCAAAGUUUAAGUGUAAUAACUAUUACAAGUGUCGAGUGUUAGGAAUAUCUAAUAAAUCAAGAAGUUCGAGUACUAGUUUUAUUUUCUUUUUUCAUUAUUUUAUAUAUUGUUUUUUUGUAAAAUGUACAUUUUUCGAGAGAUUAAUAAUUUGAUUGUUCAUCAUAAGUCCGAAUUCCUUUAUUUCGAACGUGCGAUGUGAUAACUAAAUAAAUAUAUAAAUAAUUAUAAAGAAAUAUAUAUAUAAAAUAUAUAUAUAUAUAUAUAUAUAUAUAUAUACAUAUACAUAUAUAUAAAUAUAUAUACGUAUACACGUAUACGUGUAUAUGCGAGAUCUUUAAACCGACGGAUCGUCAAGAAUGUAUAAUUGUUUAUUGUAUAACGACAAAUCUUACGUAGUAACGAUCGCGAGAACCCUAUUCUACUGUGUAAGUUUAGACAAUUUUCAUUGUAUUGACACAUACAUACCAAUCACCACACAUACACACAACACUGAUCUGUAGUCAACUCUAACAAAUAAGUGCACGUAAGCGAUGAUUAUAGCAACGAGAUAAUGUACAUAAUGUAUAUAAUCACGUAUUCGUUAAGCUAGAUAAAUUCCCUGCAUUAUAUCUUUCAACAUUACGUAAGAGCGUUAAGAUUUAGUAAAUGUACAGGCUGUCUUAUUUGUGUGGCCAACGAUAGUCGUAUCGCUACAUAUAUACAUAUUUAUGUAUAUAUUCUUAUUAGGGUGCAACGCAAUAUUUUACAGAAUAAUUCUAGAAAAAUUUCUUGUACAUUAAACAUAUACGGAAGAAAAAAAAAAAAGA